This is a messenger RNA of Gigantopelta aegis, 6521 nucleotides long. RefSeq lists its product as uncharacterized. Bases 2582 to 5968 code for a protein of 1128 amino acids. Lineage: Eukaryota; Metazoa; Mollusca; Gastropoda; Neomphalida; Peltospiridae. The transcript is spliced from 2 exons. The record is from RefSeq and is a predicted model, not a curated record.
UAAACACACACACACACACACACACACACACACAUAUCCUGAGUCAGGCACCAAUCUUAUCGGAGGUCGGUGUGUUCGAAACCCUAGUGGUAUAUGAGCACGUUAAAAUAGUUAUCUAUCUAUUUGGUAUGUCAUGUCACUAAUUGGGCUUUAGAUUUUGAUUACUUGAGCAAAGCAUAAGGGCUUUUUCUUCUUUAUAGCACUGCACAGUUGAUUUGCAUGUGUUAAUGUAAUUAACAGUCUUAGUAUGGAGAGCCCAAGCUGAAGACCUGGAGCUAUUCAGAAAUGUGUUUUAAGCUGUUAACUGGAUAAGUAGUUGACAGUGUUAAACUAUACUUAAUUUGGGUGCUUAUUAGGCACAGCAUUUUUCACUAUAACUUUGGUGCAGUUUAAAGCCCGGCUUGUGUUUAUUUUGUUUAGGUUUUAACUUUGCCAGUUUCAUGUUUUAGUUUAUAUUUUUGUAUUUAGAUUUGCUAAAUGUUGUAUUGUUGCACAUACCUCAAGCAUUAUCUUUGUUACACCACUGUUAUACAUUUAAACCUUUGUGCAUUUAUAAGGAAAAUUUACUAUGUUGAUUAUUUAGAUUUUCAUUAUUGACUGGAAAGCUGAUAAUUGUUUUUUGUAAUAUUGUGAUCAGAAUUAUAUAUUUGGGCGUAUUUUUCAGUGUUGGCAACAUCCCUGUCAGUGGGUCUGUUGGGCUAUUUUUCAUUCCAACCAGUGCUCCACAACUGGUGGAUCAAAGGUAUGUACUAUUCUGUCUGUGGGAUGGUGCAUAUAAAAGAUCCUUUGCUGCUAUAAUUGAAAAAAGUAGCUUGUGGUCCUUAUAGAACCUUUUUCAAAACUAAAUUACAUAUUAAAUAUAUCUUCUUGUUUAGAAUAUGCAUAUUCAAUGUGUUUCUGGUUAUACUGGUUUUUUACCAGUCGACAUUUUACCACUGGUAAAAUGGGGGGUAGGCACAGAGGCCAUAGCCAUUGAGUAUACAUAUACUAAUAUUCUAAACAAGACAGUAUCUUUAAAUGUAAUUUCCGUCCUUAGAAAGGCUUUAUUAAACAUCUUAGCAAUGGCAGAAAAGUCAGGAAUGUCUGUUUAACUUGAUUAUCGAAGGCAAAUGAUGGAGGUCAUUGUUGUAGUUUUGAUUUAGUUUUUGUAUUAUCCCUAGUUUAAAAAUGAUGAUUGACAUUAUUUCUGUAAUUGCUUAUUUGGGGUUUUACUUAAUAUGUCAGAUGGUUGAGAUCAAUGUUACAGCUGAUGUAUUUUAAUCUUUACAUAAUUAUAUGAGCAUAGACUUAAAUAUGGGUAUAUUCAUUUUGUGGCUUAUCAAUAAAGUGAUAGGCAAGACAUUAUACCUCUUCUUCUGUGUUGUGUUCAUGUGUAACUUGAAGUUUUAAUUGUGAGCUGAAAUAAUGUUUAUUUACCAAACACGAAUACUGUACAAACAGAAAAUACAGUAACUUAUGAUGUGCAACAUUCACAGUGACCAGACUACAGGUUGAUGGAGGGGGUGGGGGGCCAGCAAGUAUUAUGCUUGUUUUUAAAAGAGAAAUAGUUUUAGCCUCACAAGACCUUAAGUGGAGUGGGUGGGGGUGGGGGGGGGGGGCAGUCCUAAAGUAAAAAACUUUUUUUGAGGUCUCAAUGUUGCAUUGUGCACAAAAAAUAUUAUUAAUGUUUUUUAUGAAAUAUAAAGAUUAUACCUUGAAUUACAUACAUACAACUAAAUUCGAGUUCAUAUAAUGCCGCCGCCGCCCCGCCCCCCCCCCCCCGCCCCCCCACCGUUUUAGACGCCUAUAUGUAACUGUCCCUUGCUUACAGUAAGUGAAGACUAGUUGCGUCUGGCAUAUGCCAUAAAAUACCAUGAAAUCAAUAAUAAUCAAUCCAAAGGGUUUGGGGGUGGAGGUGUGGGGGAGGGUGGUGGUGGUCGCGAUGCCUAAUCCGAGUUGGCUUGUGGAAGUGUCCUCCAUACACAGCACACGCACACACACACACACACACGAACCACAACACACGUACACACAGACACACACCACUUUUGACAGCUACGUAUUACAUCACCAUCCUUUGAAUGCAUCUGUAAAUUUAGUUUUGAUUAUUUUGAUAGACGUUUCAGCCCAGUCACUCUAACAAGGUUUUAAUAUUGCUAUUUAUUUACUACUUUAUAUAGACUAAUGCUCGGUCUAUGACACGGAAAUGAGCGUUCUUAUUAAUAACAAGUACAUUACGGUUGGUUUUCUAUGGACAGCACCAUGAGCAUAUUAAAGAUCUCGUUGACUUGUUUCCAUUCGAUCAAUAUGGAAACGGGAGUUGCUAUAGGAACGCAUACUUGGAAAGUAGGGUACGGCUAACGACGGUCGUCAUGACAACCAGUUACAGGCUAUCGCAUAUAACCUAACGCGGGCGGGAAAGCCAACCAAGCCACCAAUUCACGACACUAUUUUUGUUCUGGUUGUCAUGGCAAAGAAAGAUUCAUUUCAAAACGUUCGGUUGUGGUGCCAGUACUGAAUGUGUGCGUUGCAGACCUAGCAUUGUGAAUGUAAAUGUGAAGGAAAAGAGAAGAAGCUCACUGGUCUUCUGAGGAAUACUACAAUGGAAACCAGGACGAAAACGUGCAGCAGAAGCAUCCAUCCUCAAUGUCCAAUGCUGACCGCGUCACAGUUGUUUGUUGAUCUGUGUAACCGUGAUACAGUCGCAGAGACUGAUGUCUUUGAUUCGUCUUCGUAUUUAAACACAGACGACGUGUGUGCUUUGUCUUUUAAUUCACGUACACAUUUACCAAACACCAAGAAAGAUACUACAGCAAGCGUUUCCACUUCUUUCUUCUGGUGCAACUUCUGUUCUUACACUACAGAGAGCAAGACAAGUCUUGUGGAACACGUGGCGUCACACCGUUUUGGUUGCCAAAACUGUCCGUUCAUUUCUUAUUCGCGUUCAAGAGUUGUUCAGCACGUACUUUUGGAGCACAAUCAGGCCAUUUCAGAAUACCGUGAUCUACGUUACUGUACGCUGGUGCAUUCCAAAGACGUAAAGACUGAAAGUGAUGCAUGGCAUAAACCCUGCUCCCAAGAAAUGGAAGAUGAUGGUACAGUUCUUCAUUAUGGGGAUCAUCUAGGACUUGGUGAUGCUUCUGGUAACAAGGAAUCUAAUAUCAGACGUACUAAAGACAAUAACAAAAUACACUUUUAUUUUAAAAAAGCCUACGUCAAUGGGUCUGCUGAAGGUGAAUCUGUUUUUGGAACAAAAAAUGUCUGCUCUGCAGAAGAUACAGACAUAGCCGAGAGUAAUGAAAGUGGCAUGCAACUACCAGUUUCUAAACCCAAACGUGAAUCAACAAUAACAUUGUGCACACUAAAGGACGAUACCAAAAUGUCUCAGACACAAAAGACAUUUCCAACAAUUAAUACUUUAUUGACAUCAGUGUCAGAUUCUGCAAACAGGCCACCAAGUGAGUGUUGGCAAAGUUUUCAAAGGAAUGAAAACAAUAUUUCAUUUCCAAAACUACAAGGGAUAACAACUCGAUGCAGACAGUCUCGUGCCGCUAGAACUACCAAGAACAGUGGUCAUGACAUUGAUGUUCAGAAGAUGCAGAUAUGUUCGGUGUUUUCAACUUCGACUAUCAUGGUUAAUAAUGGUCAAAUGAUCAAACACCCAGCUGAUGAACUGGAAUAUCCUGAAACGGCGAUACCGCAUGCUAAAAUAUCAUCAUCACUAUAUGAUACAGCACAAAGAAAGAACUUGGGUAGUGGCAGCAUUAAAUAUAUCUAUGGUGAUCCAUAUUAUGACAAAACAACUGAACAGCCUUCUCAGUCGAAACAUUCUUCAGAACUGAAGUCUCAAACUGUAAAAAUGGAUAUAUGCAACACUGCAAUUAAAAAUAAGGAUUGUGAUGAAGACGACGCAGCAUAUAAUCGUGUUCAGAUGCCCACCAUAUCCAAAAACGUCCCUACUGUAUUAGAUACGGUGAUCAAGAUGGAACCUGUAGACACAGAAUCACAAUCAUUUAGCUCAGAGGAUCGUAAUAACAUUGACGUUUCUGCUGCGUCAGCACCUGCUGCAGUACAAUACCCAACUAAUGACCAUAUCCAGAUAAAGAGAGAAAUCUGUAAUUUUGACGAGGGUGGUUUCCCCCACUCACAUGCUCCCACAAUGGAUUCAGUUAGCACAUUUCCUACGGUUAAACUAGUAUGUAAGCAAGAAUGUGUUGAAGCAAACAAUCAAGAUGUCACAAGUGGAAGCAAUGAUUUGUUAACGGAACAAGAUGGCAGCUCUUCUCCACCUGGUGACAGCUCCAGCAUUCUCUGGGAUUGUGGACAGUGCGAUUUUCAAUCGAAUGACUAUGAAGCUUGUAGACGGCACAUUCGCACAACGCACUUUGUAGAAGGCAACAACUUAAGCUGUAACGAACAUAGAAUACGCCCAGCUGAAUUAAAUCGACAGUUAGUCCAUCAGGAUUUUGGCGAAAAUCGUGAUUUGCUGAAACAAAGUGCUUCCUCUGACAUAUAUAGCUGCAGAGCAUGUAAUUAUGCGAACCCGUCCAGUGAUGCCGUGAAGAGUCACAACAAUGAGCAACAUCUCCCGUCGCUACUGGCCAUGUACAGCAACAACAAGAUGGUGUUCUACUGCCCCGAGAAGUGUGAUUACCUUUCGGAUGUCAAGGCGGAUUAUCUAAGUCACGUCAAGAGGUGUCGAGGUACUUUGACCAGAAUUGAAUACACCAGAACGGCCAUCGUGAUGCAGGCCAGUUUGAUGUUAACAGUACGAUAUAUUUUCAGCAAUCACAACACAGUUUUGAAGCGAAUGUUCACGUGUACAAGCUGCGAUUUCGAAACCGAUGUUUUAGCAGAAAUGACCGUACACAAUACGAUUCAUUCGGACAAUAGACAGGUGGCAAUCAAACUUGAUCCUUGUUCUAAGAAGGUGUCGUGGAUUUGCUUGAAGUGUCAAAUUCCCAUCAAAUUGAUGCAGUUGAAAAAACACCAAUGCAGCAAACUUGGAGUUCUGGAGUGUUCUGACCUUGCGUGCAACCAGUGUCAUUUUGGAAAGCGGAAGUCCAUGUACGUUUGUUCUCAGUGUAAAUAUGAAACAGGAUGUCUAUUAAUGAUAAUGAAGCAUCAAACUAAUGUCUGUAAAGGUUUUUUUAAAGAGAUAAAAUUAAGUACUGACAACACGAAAGCAGAGCUGCAUUGUUUUAGGUGUGACAGAAGUUAUGGCGUUGAUGAUAUUUCCACUCAAGAUUGUCUCGAUCGUGUCAAACCUAAAGCUGUGGAUACACAAUCGAAAUAUAAUACACGAAGACUGACGAGAUCUGCUUUAAAAAGAGACUGUGCUUCAAGUUUGGAGAACAGUGACAAGAAGGAAAAAACGUCUGUUGGUGAGUUGCUGCCGUUCACAGAAUCGGGCAGUCAGGCUUCAGGAACUAUGAAGACUGCUGGACCCCAAAGCAAACGACCAAAGAAGCGAAAGAGUUCAGAAUCACCAAAACAAACCCAGAGUAUAUCCUUAAAAACACCUAUUGAAAAGACACAAAGUUCCGGUAAAAUCAGUAAACUAACUGAACAUGCCCUGGAAGAAAGAAAUACAGACAAGCCACCUGGUGAACAAGACACAUGUGUGACUAGUUGUACACAGUCGACAUUGUCCCCAACUGAGGAUGACAACGUAGGUCAUGUUGAAGACGAAAAUAAGCCACGUUAUUUCAGUUACACAGCUGCACAAAGAAACCCCACCAUAAAGGUCUUCUCCAAGCAUUAUCAGACUUUGGGCAGUAAGGUGGAUAAUGGUGCAGCUAGUUCGGUGCUUGCAGAAUCAGGCAGUCUCGCUCGCAGCUCGAUGCCUGACAUAUCACACAUUUCUGUGAAUGGUGGCUGUGAUACCUCGGACAGCAAAGAGAUGCAUGAAUCCGAGUUCAAACCAUUAAGCAUGCUGGAAUGGCUCAACACAGAGAGUCGAAGAAUGCUACAAUUGCUGAAAUCAUAGAAGAACAAAGACCUGCGUCUCUUAACAAAGACACGUAUUGAAUUGUAAUGUCUUUAACAUUUUUAACGGUUAGGUUACUUAAAGAUUUGUUUUCCCACACACAUCCUCAGUGUAGUUAGUUGAAUAGUUAAAGUUUGUUUUGUUUAAUGACAACACUAGAUCACAUUGAGUUAUUAAUCAUCGGCUGUUGGAUUUCAUACACUUGAUAAUUCUGACACGUAGUCUUCAGAGGAUAUCAGCUAAAACAAAAUUCCGUUAGCAGUAAGGGAUCUUUUAUAUGCACUUUUAUACAGACAGGACAGCACAAACCUUUGAUAUACAAACCGUGGUGGGGCACCGGUUAAGGCCAUGGUUUCUUAACAAAGACAUUUUACUGUAAAUAGUAAUGCCUGGGACAUUUUUAAUGGUUUUUAACUUUUGUUUUGUACACACCCACGGCCUUGGUGUAGUUAGUCCAUUAUUAUCCAUAAUAUGAUUAAAUAUCUGUUGAGUCGUAAAGAUGUGACACUGUGUUUGUAAACUGGAUAAUUACAUUAAAAAUAAAUAUAUGGAA